ACAUCGAUGCAAUAUUGUAAUUUCUUUUCCAGGGUUCAAAGGUGCAGAAAUGUGGAACCCAAACACUCCUGUGAGUGAGGACUGUCUGUACCUAAACGUCUGGUCCCCACGUUUUAACAAAACCCAGCCUAUGCCCCCACCUCUUGCUCCUGUCCUUGUCUGGAUCUACGGAGGCGGGUUCACUCAAGGAACGUCCUCUCUAGACAUUUAUGAUGGUCACUUCUUGAGUAAAUCUGAAAGUGUUGUUGUAGUAUCAAUGAAUUACAGACUUGGAGCUUUUGGUUUCCUAUCUAUUCCUGACAGCAAGAACAUCCAGAACAAUGUAGGCCUGCUGGACCAGCGCUUGGCCCUCCAAUGGGUAGUCAACAAUAUAGCUGCAUUUGGAGGUGAUUCUGCAAAGGUGACUCUGUUUGGGGAGAGCGCUGGUUCAGCAUCUGUAGGCUUCCACCUGCUCUCCCCAGGCAGCCACGGUCUUUUUCAAAGGGCUGUGAUGCAGAGUGGCUCUCCUAAUGCACCCUGGGCCAUUAUCAGCCAGACUGAAACCUGGCGCAGGUCCAUGAAGCUGGUGACGUUACUGGGGUGUCCAGCGUCUCCUCCAGCUGAUAUGGAAGCUUGUCUGCAGCUGGCUGAUCCUCUGAAAAUCUCAAUGAAGCAAUUCGACGUUUUAAUACAUCCUACAAUCUUAGCGACACCCUUUGUCCCUCAUGUUGAUGGGGACUUCAUACCAGAUAAAGUCGAAGUGUUGCUUAGCACCGGUAUCCUCCCAAAGACAGAGGUCCUUGGCCUAAACAAGGAUGAAGGGACCUACUUCUUAGUUUAUGGAAUGCCUGGAUUCAACAUCACUGGUCAGAGCCUUAUCACCAGGAAUGAGUUCCUGAAAGGAGUGGCGAUUUCAAUGGCACGUGCAAGUGAUGUCACAAGAGAUGCAGCCAUUUUCGAGUACACUGACUGGACAGAUGAGAAUAACAGGAUGAAAAAUCGUGACUCGCUGGGAAGUCUGGUUGGAGACCAACAGUUUGUUUGUCCUGUGCUAGAGUUUGCUAAGAGGUACUCACAACGUGGUGGUAAGGCUUUCCUUUAUUUAUUUGACCACCGCUCUUCCGUCAAUCCUUGGCCAGAAUGGAUGGGCGUUAUGCACGGCUAUGAGAUAGAAUUUGUCUUUGGAAUGCCUCUGAAUGUAUCCCUGGGAUACACGAAGAAUGAGGUGAACAUGACCAAGAAGUUUAUGAAACACUGGGCCAACUUUGCCCGUACAGGUAAUCCAGGCAUUGAUGGAGCUAACUGGCCAGCGUUCACCCCUGAGCAACAAGCGUAUGUCACUCUGAACUAUAACCACCCAGAACAAAAAAAGAUGAUGAAAGCUAACAAGUGUCACCUCUGGAACAAAUUAAUGCCAAAAGUACAAAAAGUAUCAGAAGAUCUUCUGUCUUGUGUUAAAGCAAAUGGGCUCAUACUCCAAUGUAAUUACACCUUCCUGAUCAUUCUAUUAGUUAUGACUUUAAUAUAUUGAUAGAGUGAUGAGACCUAUGUUCAAUACAGCCAUAUACAACAGUUUACAUAACAUAUAGUGGUUUGGUCUUUACUGUUAUUUAAAACAUGUUGAGAUUGGCCUACUGAAUUGUAUAAAAUGGGAAUGGUCCUAAUGAGGGAAGCAGUACCUUUUCUUUGCAGUUACUG
Molecule: messenger RNA, 1677 nt
Organism: Etheostoma spectabile (orangethroat darter)
Lineage: Eukaryota; Metazoa; Chordata; Actinopteri; Perciformes; Percidae
Product: acetylcholinesterase-like
Biological process (GO): acetylcholine catabolic process; choline metabolic process
Cellular component (GO): plasma membrane
Molecular function (GO): acetylcholinesterase activity
Source: RefSeq, a predicted model, not a curated record